Molecule: messenger RNA, 1185 nt
Organism: Thelazia callipaeda (thelaziosis nematode)
Lineage: Eukaryota; Metazoa; Nematoda; Chromadorea; Rhabditida; Thelaziidae
Source: the annotation of a GenBank genome assembly
AUGAAGAAGCAUAUAGUAUUUCUUGUCUGCUUUAUAUUGCCCAACUUUGGCAAUAGUAUUUUCUUCGAAUUAUCUCGUGUACAAAGUGUUGCGGUUCAGGGAGUAUUAUUAUGUGAAGGACGACCAUUACCUAAUCAUCAAGUAAUUCUCAUUGAUAAAGAUGGACUGGAUCCUGAUGACAUCAUGGGAAAGAAUGUAACUGACCAAAUGGGGCAUUUUUUUGUCCACGGUAAUGAGAGUGAAUGGACUGCAAUUGAUCCUAUCCUUGUUAUUAGGCACAAAUGCAAUGAUGGCGGAAUACCAUGCGAUCGAGAAUGGCGAUUAGGAAUCCCAGUCAAGUAUAUCAGCAAUGAAGGAGAUGCUCAGAAAAUCAUGGAUGUGGGCAUCCUCAAUGCAGAGGUCGUUUUCUACGGCGAGAAACGAGAAUGCUUACUUUUGAGCAAAAUGAGACCCCUGUCUUCAGUAUUUGCAUAUCUUAUCAUUGCAAUAAUACAUACGGCUAAUACAUUCCUAGAGCAAAGUGUAAGGGUCAGAGGACGACUUUUAUGUGGUUCUCAGCCAGCUUCUGGAGUACUUGUAAAGCUAGUCGAUAAAGAUAAUGGUCCUAAUCCAGAUGAUUUAAUGGCCAUCUCUUAUACAGACAGUGGUGGCAGAUUUGAUUUGCAUGGUAAUUCAUACGAAUUCUCGACUAUUGAUCCAGAAAUCCGUAUUUAUCAUGAUUGCAAUGAUUAUGGAAGACCAUGUCAAAGAGAAUGGGUCAUUCGAAUUCCAGAACGAUAUGUAUCAAAAGGUGCAGAGGCUGGGGAAACAAUGAGACUUGGUGAAAUAAAUUUAGAAGUAGUUGGGCGAUUGCUGUGUGGCAACCAAUCAGCUUCAGGUGUACGAGUUAAAUUGGUUGAUGACGAUUUUGGAUCAGAUCCAGAUGAUGACUUAGACGCAGGUUACACUGAUCAAAAUGGCUACUUUAACUUAUCAGGUGGUACCAAUGAAAUAACUACAAUUGAUCCACAUUUGAAAAUUUACCACGAUUGUAACGAUGAUGCUACUCCAUGUCAAAGACGAUGGAAGUUUGAAUUGCCAAAUCACUAUAUCACAAAUGGCAAAGUGCCACAGAAGAUUCUUCAUUUCGGUACAUGGAAUCUGGAAGCUAUUAUGCCAGAUGAAAGCCACGAUUGCAUUCAUUAA